UGCACUUGGAUGGGAUGUUGACAAGGAGGGGAGCAGAUCAACUAUGCGGCUGAUUUAUAACCCAGCAACUGAUUCUUGUGAGUACUCACCGGAGGUGUGUGAGCCUACCCACACAGCGGUGAAAAUUGGAUGUGUUCAGAACUGCGUUGGUUGGCCUGAUGGCGACUAUGAGCUGUGUGGCGAGCAAUGCAAUGGGUUCUACGCCUCCUGCUCUAAUCAAAACAUGCAUCCAAUGGCGUGCCCAGAAGGAUACGUGGAGCUUGAGAACGGUGAGACUAACCUGACUAGGUUGAACUUCAACAAGCUGACCAAAACUUGUGAAGAUAUUAAAGUCGAAUGUCAUGGUGAUUCGUACAAUACUCUUUGGUCGACAAAUGCUGGAAACAGACUAAGUCCGCCUUGGAUCCUUGUUCGCUUGCUGAUAAAAACAGCAACAGCGCUCCUCUACUUCUUUGCUUUAUAAAAAUGUACCUGGUUCAAAUCGAAGUCUGACAUCCCAUGUGGAGAUGAGAAUCUGAUUGUUUUUAAUGUUGAAAAAUGAUAUGAAAUGCUUACACUGUUUUUGUUCAGUGGUGUUUUUU
Messenger RNA from Physella acuta, 581 nucleotides. RefSeq lists its product as uncharacterized. The record is from RefSeq and is a predicted model, not a curated record. Lineage: Eukaryota; Metazoa; Mollusca; Gastropoda; Physidae.